Cetraspora pellucida is the source of this 1025-nucleotide messenger RNA. NCBI's taxonomy places the organism in Eukaryota, Fungi, Glomeromycota, Glomeromycetes, Diversisporales, Gigasporaceae. The record is from the annotation of a GenBank genome assembly.
ACAAAAGUAUAAGGCAAUCAGACAUUACUGGACUUGGUUUAUCGGCACUUUCUUGUUUUCAAAUAUUGAGUCUUACAAGCCACUUUAUUGGAAGGUCAAAAAGCUUAGAAGUUCACUUUUCUCUUAACAAUCCUUAUAUAAAGAGCGAACCUGAGGGUUGUAACAAUGAUAGUGACUAUGAAAAUCAUAGUAGAAGUGAUUCUCAAGGCAAUAAUAAUUACAGUGGUUCAAAAGGUAGUUGUCAAGAUUUUACUAUUCAACUAAAUUGGCAGCUUAUUAUCACACUUAUAUGUUAUAUUUUUAGACAGCUACAGGAACAGAGUAAUUCAUCUUUUGUACCUUAUGAUAGUAUACUUAAGAGAUUUCAAUCAUAUAGAUUUUAUCCAUGUUAUAAACAAGAAAUCGGAAAACAUGUUUAUAAAUUAACAAUAUAUAGUCAUGACUAUAAUGUUGAUUGUAAGAUGUGUGUGUUUGAGUCACAAAGCCGUGGUCAUUACGAAGAAUUGAUUUCUAACAUGUCUUCAUAUUAUGAAAGAUGUACUCCCAUUGAACAACAGGAAUACCAUUCUAGUUUAGAAGCAUUACUUAACAAACUUCGUGCGGAAGGGAAAACUAAUGUUAAUAAAAUUAUUGAUGCUAUUAAACAGUUAGGUCAAGAAAUUGAUAAUGAAGAAACAUUAUCAGCUUAUAACAUUAAUAAAGAUUUAGAGAAUGAUAACAAUAAUAUACAGACAGGUUCAGAAGAGAUCCUUAAAUCUUUAUAUGAAAUGCAACAAGACACUGUAGAAGAUUUGAGACAUAUAGAUAUAGAUUAUUUUCAGGAUCAAUAUCAUAUUUUACAAGAUGAAGGCACAAUACAGGAUAAGCAAAUGUAUGUUCAACAAGGUGAAGAGACACUAAAAUCACAAGGUACUCAAACCAAUAAUGAGUCUUCCACUCUAUAUUUUCUUUUACCAUUAGCUUUAGCAAAAAAUUGUAAUCUUUCUGCAUUUUUUUUUUUUAAUAAUCUUUUAGCCUAUAAUACU